Molecule: messenger RNA, 557 nt
Organism: Oppiella nova
Lineage: Eukaryota; Metazoa; Arthropoda; Arachnida; Sarcoptiformes; Oppiidae
Source: the annotation of a GenBank genome assembly
AGUCGAGCUGUGCAUACAUUUCUAUUUAAUUGAAUAUCAUAUAUGAUUAUAUUGUGUGCAUUCGUUAUAUUAUACGCUUAUUAUUUACUCAAAUUAACUGAAUAUUUAUUUCUAAAUUGAAAGCAAUUAAAGGCUUCUUCACGAAAAUCAUGAAUUCUUCGACACAUGUAUUGAUUUUUCUAACGAUCGCUGGCGUGAUAUAUGGCUCGGAGUCAGCGCCCACUACAUCGACACCGACAUCAUUGACCACAAAAGUAAAAAAUGCGGUCGAGAAGACGGAAGUGACUCUGAAACAGGCCAUCAGUAUAGUGGAGAAACGCCGGCUUACGGAGUGUGUGGCCCGGACUUUAUGCGAACUGGCCUGCAAUCCAGAUACUUAUGGAGACAAAGGAAGGGCUGUCUACCAGACCCUCAAAGAGUUUGAAUCGGAAUCCCUCCCAAAGCUGGCCUUCUAUAAGACGGCCCGAGACAGAGGCCAAGCGCUCACGAAAACCAAUUGCAAUGAAUGCUAUACACUGUACGCCAAAUGCAAGACACCCACCGAGACAUUACUACGA